AUGUCCGACCUUUUUGAAUUAAAUCGGCCUCAGCUUCAAAAAAUAUUUGACGCUCAUCAGAAUGAAGGAACUUUAUCUUUUACUGAUAUCCUUAAAUUAUGCAGCUCAGCAAGGAUAUUUCCAGAUCUUUUGACAUCACAAAAUUUGAGAAAAUUAGCAGCACAUGCAUCAAAAACUCCAGGGUCUGAGCCGUCAUCGAAAUUGACGUUUCCACAGUUUGAGAAACUAUUGAAAAUAAUUGCCCAGCAAUGCUUUCAUACUUGUAAAGGGACGAGUGACCAAUAUAGACAGAUCUUAAAUCAUAUGAAAAAUUCCUGCUUCAUUCGGUAUAAGGAUAUAUGCAUAAAAUGGCAGGAGAAGACCUGUCCUAUCAGUGGAGGGUGCUUAUGUAUAUCCCAACUUGAAUUUUUGGUGCAGAGCUGUCCAAGGGUUUGAGGAGAGAGGCCCAGAACUAUUUCCUCUGAUUUUUGGUCUGAAUCAAGUGGCAGUUUUUUGCAUCUUUUUUAUUAGAAGUACCCAGCACAAGUUGGUUGCAGAUAGAGGCAGUGCGACUUAACUGCCUAGGCUGCGGCUCCUUGGUGGCUCUACCCUGAAUUGCAAAAGCUGUUGAGUUUUUUCUUUAGGAUAACCAGGGAAAAGAGCUCUCAGGGUGCAAAGUCUCCCCAGCAAAGGGUUCCAAAGGUGAUCUGGCCUAAACUAAGCAGGCUUGGGACAUGCUGGUCUUUAAGUUGAAAAUGGAGUCCCGGCAAAUUAGUAUGAUUCUGACCAUGGAAGGAAAAUGCCUCUACCAAGAAGCCUGGAGUUUCAGCCUGGGGUCAAGUUGCCUUAAGGGCGCCUACGACCAACGCUGAGGAGUGCACGGUGGUCAGGAAGUGGGACUAUAAAUGCAUAUUAAUCUAAUCUAAUUCGGUAUAAAGUGGAGCUCGAUGUAAAUUCUCCAGAGAAAAAGACUUCAAAGUCAGUCAAUGAAAGGAAAACUCCACAGUUAAAUAUCGAUGCAUUUUCAAAAGAAGGCGGUGUAAGAACUAACCAUGGAAUCCUUUUUAAGCCUUCUUCAACAAGAAGCUCUACAGCAGCUUCCUUUAUAUUUGGAGAGUCUCCAUCAUCCAAAAAGCUUAUAAGCAAAAAAAUAGAAAAAUUGUAUUCCAUUGUGUCUCCAAGAAUGAAAGAUAUCCCUCAGCUAAAAUUAAGUGAAAAUUAUAUACCUAUUUAUAAGUAUCUAAAUAUAUAAGCCGAUUAGUUAUUACUCUAUUUAAUUUUAGCUUAUAAUUAUUAUGCAUAGGCAUAGCUUUACAAGCACUAUGCCAAAACCCUCAUCAAGGCCUCCUUUGACAGACCGUAUGAAGACAAAUGUCCAGAGCAAUUCAAGCUCUAUUAAUACCUCUAUCUGUCCUAGUCCAAGCUAUAUCAAACAAAUUAAAGUCACACUUGAAAAGUUUAAAAGUGACAGCAAAAAUGUAUUUAAUUCUAUAAGACCGAGAAAACCAACGAGAAAAAAUAUUCAAGAAUUAAUGAAUGUAUGCGAAAAAAGGAGAGAAAAAUGAAUAAAACUAAAACUGAGUUUCCAAAUUUGGAGGAAUUUUGCCGAUCUCAAUUAA
Messenger RNA from Blepharisma stoltei, 1598 nucleotides. Lineage: Eukaryota; Ciliophora; Heterotrichea; Heterotrichida; Blepharismidae. The record is from the annotation of a GenBank genome assembly.